Molecule: messenger RNA, 2412 nt
Organism: Rhagoletis zephyria (snowberry fruit fly)
Lineage: Eukaryota; Metazoa; Arthropoda; Insecta; Diptera; Tephritidae
Source: RefSeq, a predicted model, not a curated record
AUGGCCACCCUGCAAGAGUUCAUCGAGAACACCGAGGACGUGGACGGCAUUCGCUUCAACUGGAACGUCUGGCCGGCGACCCGCGUGGAGGCGGCCAAGGUGGUCCUCCCGCUGGCCUGUCUCUUCUCGCCCCUGCGAGAGUCGCAGACGCGCCCGGUGCCCACGGUGGAGUAUGAGCCGGUGGUCUGCGCCCGCCAGAAUUGCCGCUCCAUUCUCAAUCCGUACUGUCAGGCCGACUACCGCGCCCGCAUGUGGGUCUGUCCCUUCUGCAUGAACCGCAACGCCUUCCCCGCCAACUACGCCAACAUCAGCGAGGCCGCCCGCCCCUAUGAGCUGCAGUACACGACGCUGGACUACAAGAUCACCCGGGCGCCGAUCAACACGCCGCCCAUCUUCCUCUACGUCAUCGACACGUGCAUGGACGAGGAGGAGCUGAACUCGCUGAAGACGGCCAUCCUCGGCUCGCUGAAGCUGCUGCCGCCGAACGCCCUCGUCGGCCUGAUCACCUUCGGGCGCAUCGUCAGCCUCUGGGAGAUCAACGCCAACCUGCGCUCCUUCGUCUUCAAGGGCAGCAAGGACUACACGCCGAAGCAGCUGCAGGAGUGGCUGGGCAUUCGAAAUGCCGUCCAGCUGCAGGCGGCCGGGCCGGGCAUGGCACCGAUGGCACCGAUGGGGCCGCCCGGGGCGGGGCCGGGCAUGCAGCACCCGGGGGCGGCGGCCGCUGCCCACGCCGCUCAGAUGGGCGGCGGCGUCGGGAAGCACAACAGCGCCGGCAAGUUUCUGCAGCCGAUCGCGCAGGCGGACGCCGUCCUGCACGACCUGAUUGGCCAGCUGCGCCGCGACAGCUGGCGCACGGCGCAGGCGAAGCGCCCGCUGCGGGCCACCGGCGCCGCCCUCUCCAUCGCCGUCAGCCUCCUGGAGACGGUGUAUCCGAACUGCGGCGCGCGCAUCAUGCUCUUCAUCGGCGGCCCCUGCACCACCGGCCCGGGGAUGAUCGUCGACGACGAGCUGAAGAACACCAUUCGCUCCCAUCACGACAUCGAGAAGGAUAACGCCAAGUACAUGAAGAAGGCGAUGAAGCACUACCAGGCGCUGGCGCAGCGCAGCGCCGUCAACGGCCACACCAUCGACAUUCUCGCCUGCGCCCUCGACCAGACCGGCCUCCACGAGAUGAAGUACUGCGUGAACAGCACCGGCGGCCUGAUGAUCAUGGGCGACUCCUUCGACUCGAGCCUCUUCCAGACUAGCUUCACGCGCAUCUUCGCCAAGGACGCCGAGCACAACCAACAGCUGAAGAUGGCCUUCAACGCCGUGCUGGAGAUCAAGACCAGCCGCGAGCUGAAGGUCGCCGGCUGCAUUGGCAGCUGCGUCAGCAUGAACGUGCGCAACCAGUACGUCAGCGACACGGAGAUCGGCAUCGGCAAUACGGCGCAGUGGAAGUUCUGCUCGCUGAACAGCGGCCUCGCCACCAGCUUCUACUUUGACGUGGUGCAGACGCAGGCGCAGCAGCAGGGCCAGCGAGGCUAUAUUCAAUUUGUGACGCAGUACCAGCACGUGGACGGGUACCGCCACGUCCGGGUGACCACCGUCGGCCGCAACUUCACCACCACCGACUUUGCCUUUGACCAGGAGAGCGCCUGCGUCCUGGUCGCCCGGCUGGCCUGCCACCGCGCCCAGACGGAAUCGAACGGGCCGGACGUCCUCCGCUGGCUCGACCGCAACCUCAUUCGCAUGUGCCAGCGCUUUGGCGACUUUCGCAAGGACAGCCCGGAGAGCUUCCAGCUCUCCCCGCUCUACAGCAUGUUCCCGCAGUUCAUCUUCCACCUGCGUCGGUCGCAGUUCAUCCAGGUCUUCAACAACUCCCCGGAUGAGACCAGCUUCUACCGGCACUCGCUCUUUCGCGAGGACUGCUACAACUCGCUGGUGAUGAUCCAGCCGACGCUGCUCGCCUACUCCUUCAACGAGCCGACGCAGCCGGUCCUCCUCGACACCAGCUCCAUCCACCCGGAGCGCAUCCUCCUCAUGGACACCUUCUUCCACAUUGUCAUCUUCAGCGGCGAGACGAUCGCCGCCUGGCGCAAGGCCAACUACCAGGCCCAGCCGGAGUACGAGGCUUUUGCGCAGCUGCUCGAGGCGCCGGUGAAGGACGCCGCCGAGCUGAUGGUCAGCCGCUUUCCCCUCCCCCGGUACAUUGUCUGCGACCAGGGCAGCUCCCAGGCCCGCUUCCUCCUCUCCAAAGUGAACCCCUCCACGACGCACAACUCGGCGGCGGCGAUGGGCGGCGGUUACUACGGCGGGGCGGGAGGUGCUGGAGGUGAUGCGGCGGGGGCGGUGCUCACCGACGACGUCUCGCUGCAGGUCUUUAUGGAGCACCUGAAGAAGCUGGCGGUCUCCUCGUCGGCGGCCACCUGA